Tarenaya hassleriana is the source of this 1230-nucleotide messenger RNA. RefSeq names its product transcription repressor MYB6-like. The record is from RefSeq and is a predicted model, not a curated record. The transcript is spliced from 3 exons. Gene Ontology annotation, biological process: regulation of DNA-templated transcription. Gene Ontology annotation, molecular function: sequence-specific DNA binding; DNA-binding transcription factor activity. The coding region runs from base 103 to 1002 and encodes 299 amino acids. Gene Ontology annotation, cellular component: nucleus. Lineage: Eukaryota; Viridiplantae; Streptophyta; Magnoliopsida; Brassicales; Cleomaceae.
GAGAUUUGUCCUAAAGGCAAGAGACAUUGCGCAUAUCUUUCUGUCUUAAUAAACAAUACUUGCCCUAGUUUUGAUUCAUUGAGUUGUGAAGAAAGAAGAAGGAUGAGUUCAUGGGGAGGUGGACACGUGGCAGGAUGGGGAGUGGUGGAAGAAGGCUGGAGGAAAGGGCCAUGGACCAGUGAAGAAGACAGACUUCUCAUGGAGUAUGUUAGGCUCCACGGUGAAGGCCGUUGGAACUCUGUUGCUAGGCUUUCAGGACUGAAGAGGAAUGGAAAAAGUUGCAGACUGAGAUGGGUGAAUUAUCUGAGGCCAGACCUUAAGAGAGGGCAGAUCACUCCUCAUGAAGAGAGCAUAAUCCUUGAGCUACAUGCCAAAUGGGGAAACAGAUGGUCGACCAUAGCACGAAGCUUGCCUGGAAGAACGGAUAACGAGAUCAAGAACUACUGGCGAACCCAUUUCAAGAAGAAGGCCAAAUCUCCUGCCAGCAAUGUCGAAAAGACGAAAAACCGCCUCUUGAAGAGGCAACAAUUUCAACAGCAAAGGCAGAUGGAGAUGAUGCAACAACAACAACAGCUCUUUCGGUUUAACCAACUACACAUGAAAAAGAUCAUUUCUUUACUCGAAGACGACAACAACAACAACAACAUGGACAGUAGCAACAGCAAUAGCAGCAGCAGCAGCAGCGACAGCAAUUACGCGGUCUAUGUUCCUCAGAUGGCACCGCAAACAACAGCAACAGGAACAACAUCUGCUUAUGCUCCAAAUGCAACAGAGGAGCAAUUGCAAGUGCAUCACUAUCAAACCAACAACGGCUACUGGCCUGCGGUUCAUCAGAUGACAGUCCCUGAAGCUGCUAUGUACGAAGAUAACGCGUUAUGGGACGGACUAUGGAACUUUGAUGCCGAAGGAAAUGGUAAUUUUGGCGUCUCUCCGGCCAUGGCUACGGUUACUUGUGGCGCAAGAAAGGCAUGUUUCCAUAACCUAGUCACACCCUUUUGUUAACUUGAUCAAUAAGUAACUAAAGACCAAAUUUUGAGGGGUUUUUUUUUCAGUUUUUUUUUGUAAGAACUAGUUAAGGUGUCAUAAAUAGCUUGUUAUGAAACUAUUAUGGAGUCUUUGGAGUUUUUUUUUUCUUACCCUUUUUUUUUUAUUUUGGAGGAUUCAAUAUGGAUUCUUCAAGAGUUUUUUAAGUAAAAGUUGUGAAAUCUUUGCUGUCCUAUGUAUAAUACA